CUGUUGUUGCUGCCUUCGAACGCGACCCACCUGCUUCAACCACUGGAUGUCGCUGUGUUUUCGUCGUCCAAGGCGAAGCUACGCCGCCUAACCGAGAUCUACGUUGGCGAGUCUGGACGCAAUUCGGUCGACAAAGAGGAAGCCAUUCGGAUGGCAAGCGCAGCAUGGGUAGGAUGCAAGAUGGGUGAGAACGUCAAAGCGGGGUUUGCUGGGUGCGGCCUUUUCCCUCCGUCCAACCCUCGUAUGGACAUGUGCAUCGACAAUUUCCGGCACAACGGGACCCCCGCAUCUACGAAGCUGGCAGCGUGGCUCCGGAUCAAGGAGGAUGUGCAGAAGGAUGUGCUCGUGCUAUCGCCGUCCAAGAAGCGGGUGCGCAAGACAGCAACGGUCGCCGGUCGUUAUUUGACCAAGGAAACACUGGAAGCGAUGGCACAACCGGUGAAGAAGAAGGCAGCCAAGACGAAGAAGGAUCCGAUGGCAACGAAGGCGACGAAGACGAAGAGGGCGCCGUCUCCGGUGCCGGAGCCUGUGCAGCUGCAGUUCCAGUCUGCUUCGAAGCACGGUGAGGCAAACCAGCAGGAGGAAGUUGUGUGCGAGGCGGUAGUUUAG
Phytophthora sojae is the source of this 609-nucleotide messenger RNA. RefSeq lists its product as hypothetical. The record is from RefSeq and is a predicted model, not a curated record. The transcript has a single exon. The annotation marks the transcript as partial. NCBI's taxonomy places the organism in Eukaryota, Oomycota, Peronosporomycetes, Peronosporales, Peronosporaceae.